Diabrotica balteata is the source of this 1253-nucleotide messenger RNA. The record is from the annotation of a GenBank genome assembly. NCBI's taxonomy places the organism in Eukaryota, Metazoa, Arthropoda, Insecta, Coleoptera, Chrysomelidae.
GUCAAGACUUCGUUUGUCAGUUGAUUUUUUUGCUUAUGUUUUUUAAUCACUUGUAAAUGUUGAAGUAUUUUUGUUUAAUGGAAUAAUAUUUUGUACUAAAAGAUGUAUACACCUACCUCUGUGUCUCUUUCUGGCCCAGCCUUUUCAUUUUUGCUCUACGAAAAUACUAAAUCGCGAUUUCAUCAGGAGGGAUUUUUACUUGGAGAAAUUAUCAAGAAGGAAACUAAAACGAUAACAGAUAGCGAUCAACAACAGGUUAAUAUAAGCAAAAUAAUCAAAAUAAACUCUGUCCUGCCAUUCCCCCAAACCCAUUAUUUUUAUAAUGGCACUGGUAAAAUCAACAAAGAUAAAGUUCGAGAGUUUUUAGGAAAUCAGUUCAGCAAGGUCGUGGCUUGGUACAAAUAUCAAAAAGGCACCAAUACAAAACUAACGCUUAGAGACAGAAUAAUACACAGGCAACUUCUGGAAUUAUUUGAUAUUAGCCCAGAAAUGUUUACCUGUUGUUUGCUUACCACAGAACUAUCAGAUAACGCUGCUACUCACCUUUUUUCACAAAUAUUCGUUCGUUGUAAUAGCUUAGGAUGUGAUAAUAUACCUGUAGUCAUACCAAAUCUAAGUGAGUCAAAUAAUAUGUAUAAAAGUUCAGAAACCUCUUCAGAGACUUUUAAAAAGAUAAUAGGUGAUUUAAAAAUCGAUAAGAGAAACACCCAAGGACUGGUUAUUAUUAAUAAGAUACAGAAUGCAUUGCAGAAACAUAUAGAUACAUUGGUGACAGAUUUAGCGGAAUCUGAAAAAUAUCUCUACGAACUGGAGAAGGAGGUUAGCCAAUUGGAAAUUUAUAAAAAGGUGAAAAAGAAGAAUAGUGAAACCUUGGAUUCUGCCAAUGAUUGUUCAGGUGAUCAUUUAAAUAAUUCUCAGACAUCUAAUUCAAAAGAUCCAUUAUUAAUUGAAUCACCUUCCCAAGCUGAAGCUUCUCCAGAUGUGAAUGCACAUGUAACAGUUAAAAAACAAACAGCAGUAAGGGGUAGAGGAAGAGGAAAAAGGGGUAGCAAGGAGUAAUGGAAAAGAAUUUGGUGUUUCAUUGCUCUUAUAUUUGGGAUUUGUACAGUGUGUUUUCUUAUACAUAAGCCUUCAAAAACAUUUUUUUCAUAUUUAUUUUCAUCCUACAAUGAUUUUUUGAACAUUGAAACCUAAUAUUACUAUUUUUGUUACUAUUAACCUAUGGUUACCAAUAUAUUUUCAACUAAGUACUA